Molecule: messenger RNA, 3751 nt
Organism: Phyllostomus discolor (pale spear-nosed bat)
Lineage: Eukaryota; Metazoa; Chordata; Mammalia; Chiroptera; Phyllostomidae
Gene: SCFD2
Product: sec1 family domain containing 2
Exons: 9
Coding region: 134-2188 (684 amino acids)
Biological process (GO): intracellular protein transport; vesicle-mediated transport
Source: RefSeq, a predicted model, not a curated record
CUCUGGACGAGUAAGACGCGACUCCGCGUGUACUGUGUUGACUGUCAAAGUCUUAGCGAGCCCAGUUCCCGGAAGCUGUGUGUUCUGAGCAAAGUUCUUGCACUUCAGUGCUUGAACCUGCGAAUCCCCGACUAUGAGCGCCCCGGGAGUACAGUCUUUUACCCAGCAGGGCUGGGACCAGGUGCUUACCAAAGUGAAACGGGCUCUGGUCUACCUGGACGCCUCCUGCGCCGAGAGCCUGCACUGGGGCUGCGGAUCCACCCGACUCUUGGAGGCGGUGGGGGGUCCUGCAUGUCAUCUGCGGGAGUUCGAGCCCGAGGCAGUUGGUGGCGGAGCUCAGCAGCCCAAGGCGGUGUUUGUGCUGAGCUCCCUACUGAAAGGCCGAACGGUGGAGAUUCUACGGAACAUCAUCUGCCGCAGUCACUUCCAGUAUUGUGUGGUGGUCACAGCCGUGAACCACGCUGUCCACCUCACCGCUAAUCAUGUGUCAGCGGCGGCAGCUGCUGAGCUGGAGGGGCAGCAGCCGGUGUUCGAACAACUGGAGGAGAAGCUGUGUGAGUGGAUGGGCAACAUGAACUACACCGCCGAGGUGCUGCACAUCCCGUUGUUGCUAGCCCCUGCUGCUCCCCACCUUGCCUUGACUCCAGCCUUUGCUUCCCUUUUCCCACUGCUACCCCAGGAUGUGCAUCUUCUUAAUAGUGCCCGACUGGACAAGAGAAGGCUGGGGAGCCUGGGUGAAGUGGAUGCCUCUGCCCUGCCCCCUGAACUGCUACUGCAGAUCAGGUGUUUGGUGUCGGGCCUCAGUUCUCUGUGUGAGCAUUUAGGAGUACGGGAGGAGUGCUUUGCUGUAGGUCCUUUCAGUCGGAUCAUUGCAGCAGAUCUGGCCAAUUAUGCUCCCGCCAAGAACAGGAGGAAGACUUCUGCAGGCAGGGCCUCAGUGGUCUUUGUGGACAGAACUCUGGAUCUCGCAGGAGCAGUGGGACAUCACGGCGACAACUUGGUAGAGAAGAUCAUUUCAGUGCUUCCCCAGCUUCCUGGCCACAACAGUGAUGUGAUGGUGAACAUGGUAGAGCUCACCGCGCUGCAGAACGAAGAGGAGAACCAGAGUAUGGUUGCACCGGGCUGUCUUGCACAAUCCAGUGACAUGGCAGCCAAAGCCCUGUGGGAAGCCUUACUGAACACCAAGCACAAAGAGGCAGUGAUGGAGGUCCGGAGACAUCUAGUGGAAGCAGCAAGCAGAGAAAACCUGCCAAUCAAGAUGAGUAUGGGGAGAGUCACGCCAGGGCAGCUCAUGUCCUACAUUCAGCUCUUCAAGAACAACCUCAAAGCUCUAGUGAAUCACUGUGGACUCCUGCAGCUUGGACUGGCCACAGUUCAAACCCUGAAACACCCCCAGACUGCCAAGUGGGACAACUUCCUGGCUUUUGAAAGGCUCCUUCUCCAGAGCAUCGGGGAGUCCGCAAUGUCUGGUGUGUUACAUCAGCUGCUGCCCCUGAUUAAGCCUUCGAGUCAGAGGACCAGUGAUGACUACAGCCCCGAAGAGCUGCUGAUCCUCCUAAUAUAUAUUUACUCCGUCACUGGAGAGUCCACAGAGGACAAGGCCCUGGCUGCAACUGAAGAAAAGGUGAAGAGAGCACUGGCCCAGGUCUUCUGUGAGGAGUCUAAGUUGUCACCUUUGCUGCAGAAAAUCACAGGCUGUGACUCUUCGGCUAACCUGACAUUUCACCUCGCCAAAGUCGCCGUGGAUGAGCUCUUCGCUUCACUGCGGGAUGUUGCUGGCGCUCGGCAUCUCCUGAAACAGUUUAAGUCUGUGUAUGUUCCUGCAGACCAUACCCACCAGGCAACCUACAAGCCGCUGCUGAAGCAGGUUGUGGAGGAAAUAUUUAAUCCCGAAAGGCCAGAUCCUGUUGAUAUCGAACAUAUGUCUUCGGGCCUCACUGAUCUCCUGAAAACUGGAUUUAGCAUGUUCAUGAAGGUGAGCCGGCCUCAUCCUGGUGACCACCCCCUCCUGAUCCUCUUCGUGGUAGGCGGAGUCACAGUCUCCGAAGCCAAGAUGAUCAAGGACCUCGUGCCAUCCCUGAAGCCAGGAACCCAGGUAAUUGUGCUGUCCACGCGACUCCUGAAGCCACUUAACAUCCCCGAGCUGAUAUUUGCAACUGAUCGGCUGCAUCCAGAUCUUGGCGCUUGAGCACCUCCUAAGAAGACAAGAUCUACCAGAGAUGGAAAUACUGAUCCUCAGAUUUCAAGUUCAGGUUAUGCCUCCAAAUCCAGUGUCCCUGGUAUGGCUGAAUUUUGUCCAAAGGGUCUUGAGAACCACACAGGGAAGUGGUUGGCUGGAUUCUUGAUUCUUUAAAAAAAACAUUAUUUUCAUUCCUCUAGAGGUGUCGAAUGUCUGCUGGUCUAAUUCAUAAUAAUUCCCAUUUAUUCUUAAUCUUCUAUUUGUGAUCUUCCUGAUUUCCGCCUACAAGUUCAAUAAUUCUAAAUAAAUGCCUGUUGGGGAGUGUUCGUAGAUUAUAAGCCCUUUGAUCUACAGUUGCUCAAAAAGAAGUUAGACAUGCCUUAGAAUUAUAAAUGUGAGGAAACUUUGGGUUUUUUCUUAAGAUUACACUACUGAGGGAGGGACCAUUGUAAAUGGGAUCUGAGGCUUUGUUUCCGUCUCGGUCUGAGCCGAGUCUGAGAAGGGGAGGCAGGCGGAGCGGGCGGGGGCUGCUCUGACUGCAAACCCGCCCCACAUGACAAAGGGCUGCAUUGUCCCAGCCCGUGCGUGUGCUGGCAGGGCCCCCAGCCUCCUGGGAACCACAGUGGGAGAAGGCUGGUUGGAGGGCUGUCUCAGCCUGUGAAAGGCCCCCAUCCCUGCCGAAGGAAGGCCCUACAGGUAUCUGGUCCCAGGGAGUCUACAUUCGAACCCUAACCCCUUCAACUUUUGUGAUUUAGUCCCUAUUGAAAUACAAAGCUCUCUUUUCUGUACAUCUAAAUUUUUCUUCUGGCCAUAGCAGAAAAACCUAGAACCACCUAGUGAAAUUAUAUAAGAGUUCCAGCAAAAGUUAACCCAGACAUUUGUAGGUAGGUGAGUGAUUGAUGGGAAUUUCUGGCAUCCCUAAAAGGUGUUUGUAGAAGGAGAUAAAGCUGAAACAGCGUCUAGUGUGGAUUAAACAGGUAGAGGAAAUAAAAUGUAAAUCGAAGCAUGUGUCUUUCAGUUCUCAACAAAUCACUGUCGUUUUAUGGAAAAACUAGGAAGCUGGAAAUCAUUCUGGGUUGUAAUCAAAGCAGGUUUUGUAGAACUGACUUUUUUUCCGUCCGAGUGUGUUUUCCACCUCACGCCAGUUCUUUUAUGGUGCUCAGUACUGGACACCUCAGGGGCUCCUUCCAUUGGGCUAAUCUAGAAGUUUGAGUUUGAAUGAGAAAAUGGCAGCACCCAAAAAGAAAUGAUAAUUGAAGAAAGCAUCAGUAUUUUCUAAAAUAAAAAAAAAAGAAGUAGCCUGCUAUGUGUCUUACAUCUAUCUGCAUUCAUUCAUUCAGUCAGUCAUUCCAUUCACUCCCAAAUACCGCACGAGCCCCUGGCUCCGGCCAGCCGCUCCGCUGGGUCCCCGCCCCGGCAGUGAGCUGAGCCAGACACAUCCGUGACCCUGCGGCUCGCACAGACCCAGCAGCUGGUGCCUCUCCUGACGCGGGCCCUGUGUGAGUCUCCGCUCAAGGUUAAAUUUUAAACCAUGUGUCUCUCUGCAAAGGAAACUUUUUGGAAAUACAAAAA